CCCCGCCGCGAACAGGAGCUGCGAGUUUUUAGGUUCAAUUCGGAAGGGAAAGGAUGGGGAAGAAUAGGAAGAUGAAGCAAGAUGCCGGUGGUGGUAGUCAGCACAGCACGGCCACCGUCUUCGUUAACAAUAUGCCCUACACUUUCUCCAACUCUCAGCUGGAAGAAACAUUCAGUGAUGUUGGACCAAUUAGGCGGUGUUUUAUGGUUACACAGAAAGGGUCGACUGAACACCGUGGCUUUGGUUUUGUUCAAUUUGCUGUGACUGAAGACGCUAACCGUGCAAUUGAGCUGAAAAAUGGUUCCUCCGUUGGAGGUCGAACCAUUGGAGUUAAACAUGCAACGCAUAGGGCUCCUCUUGAGCAGCGGCGAUCUAAAGGAAAUGAAGUGGUUCCAUCUAAUGAUACCAUCAAGGCAAAGGACGGUGAGGAUGAUAAAACUCUUAUCACUGAUGACAUUAUCAAGACAAAGGAUGGUAAGGAUGAUUCAGUGUUCCACUCUGAGGAUGUUACCAAGACAAAGGAUGACAAAGAUGAUUUGUUGACGCCAAUAGUAAAGCAUAAGCUGGCUCCUGAUUCUCAAGAAAAAGGCAAAGUUGUUAAGCUGAAGAAAGCAGUGACCCCCUUAAAGACCGAACGUGUAGAGGACAUUUCACCUAUCAAAAAUCUGCCUUCUGAUUCUCAAGAAAAAGGCAAAAUUGUUAAGUCGAAGAAAGCAGCGACCCCCUUAAAGACCGAACGUGUAGAGGGUGUUUCAUCAAAAAAGCAGAGGGUUGCUAGGACAGUUGUAAUUGGUGGAAUUCUCAAUGAUGAUAUGGCAGAGGAUGUUCAUCGUCUUGCCAGGGAGUGUGGGCCAGUGUCUUCCAUAACUUACCCUCUUCCCAAAGACGAGAUUGCACAUCAUGGGCUUCUUCAAGAUGGAUGCAGAUUGGGUGCCUCAUCUAUAGCUUAUGCUAGUGUCAAAUUGGCCCGGGCUUGUGUUGCAAAGUUACAUCAGAAAACUUUAAAGGGGGGCACGGUUUGGGCACGCCAGUUUGGUGGAGAAGGUUCCAAGGUACAAAAAUGGAAGCUUAUAAUAAGGAAUCUUCCUUUCCAGGCGAAUGUUAAUGAGAUCAGAGAAAUGUUUUCAACAGCAGGCUUUGUAUGGGACGUGUUUAUUCCCAAAAAACCUGAUUCAGGGCUAUCGAAGGGAUUUGCUUUUGUCAAAUUCACAUGCAAGCAGGAUGCAGAAAAUGCUAUCCAGAAGCUUAAUGGAAAAAGUUUUGGCAAAAGGCCCAUUGCUGUUGAUUGGGCUGUUCCUAAGAAAAUUUAUACAGCUGGUAGUCAGAUUACUAUAAAAGAUGGACAGAAAGAAAGUGACGAAGAGGAUUCCAGUAGUGAUCUGGAGGAUGACCUUGUGGAACUGGACAAAAACACGCAGCAUUCUCAUGGAGCUGCUGUUGUUCCAGAUGGCUCUGAUUCAGUAGAGGAAGAAGUGAAUUUCGAUGAGGAAGCAGAUGUUGCAAAGAAAGUUCUAAACAACUUCCUUUCUUCAUUGAAUGAGCCUACUGCUUCUGUCAAUGGUGAUAUCAUCUUGCCUCAGAGGAAACAGGAUGAGGAAACCAUCAACGUACACAACAAAUUAUCUGACGGGCCCACAACUGUUCCACACGUAUCAAAACCUGAAAGUUUGACCAAAACUGAAAAUACCAAUUUUAAGCCCGCUGAGUCAGAAGAAGAUUUGCAGAGAACACUCUUUAUCUGUAAUCUUCCUUUUGAUGCUACUACUGAUGAAGUAAAACAGCGGUUUUCAGCAUUUGGUGAAGUCCAGUCGUUUGUUCCUGUUCUUCAUCCAAUCACCAAGAGACCAAGGGGAACCGGAUUUCUUAAAUUUAUAACAAUGGAUGCCGCUGAUGCUGCUUUUUCAGCAGCAACUGCUGUAACUAGUUUGGGUAUUAUCCUCAAAGGCAGACAAUUAAAAGUUUUGAAGGCUUUGAAUAAGAAAGCAGCUCACGAUAAGGAAGUAGAGAAGACGAAAAAGGAAGAGCAUGACCAUCGCAAUCUCUACUUAGCUAAGGAAGGUGUUAUUCUUGAGGGUACUCCAUCUGCCCAAGGAGUUUCUGAUAGCGACAUGUCGAAGCGUCGAUCGUUGGAGCAGAAGAAGGAAACUAAGCUUCAAUCCCCGAACUUCCACGUUUCAAGGACGAGACUCAUCAUGUACAAUGUACCCAAGUCAAUGAAUGAAAAGCAACUUAAAAGACUUUGCAUAGAAGCAGUUACAUCUCGAGCUACAAAACAAAAACCUACGAUCCGACAGAUUAAGUUGUUGAAGGAUUCUAACAAAGGAAAAGAAAUUUCAAAGAAUCAUUCUCGUGGGGUUGCUUUUAUCGAGUUUACAGAGCAUCAGCAUGCGCUUGUGGCUCUAAGAGUUCUUAAUAAUAAUCCUGAAACUUUUACUUCCGAGCAUCGUCCAAUUGUGGAAUUCGCUCUUGAUAACGUUCAGACAUUGAGGCAGCGUAAUGAUAAGAUCGAAGCUCAGCAGCACGGAUUCAGCAAUGAUGCACACGGCUCAGGGAAAAACGCUAAUUUUCACAAACCAGUCAACCAGCCAAACGACGAAUCAAAAAAACGCAAAACCCGAGGUCCAACGAAAGAAAGUAGGAACGAUAAGACUGUCGAAACAGAAGGAGCUGCUUCCGAGGGAGGUAAACCCGCCAAAAAAUACAAGACUCCUUUGAAGAAGCUUACAGACUCUAAGGACCAGUUGGCAGUCCAAGAAGAAAAAAGACCGAAUGGUCGAAGUGCAGCCAUGGAAGGAACCACGUCCGGUUCAGCUAGGCCUACGGAGAUUAUUAAAAAACGGUCAAGAGAUCCCAAAGAACCGCAGGAUGAAGAAACAGGUUCGAUGAAAAGAAGGAAAAAUAGACAAAAUAAGGACCCGUUAGGACAAGACACAGUGGAUAAACUUGACAUACUUAUCGAACAAUACCGAUCCAAGUUCUCGGGAAACCGAACCGACAGAAACGAUGGCCAAAAGCAAGGUACCAGACGGCUCGGCCGGUGGUUCCAGUCAUAGUUUCGGUAUCAUUCUCUCAGGCAACUCCAUUCUAGUUUUCCUUAUAAUCCUUCCUCUUAGAACACUUGCACCAUUUAAAAUUUCAAAAAUCCGACCUUUUAUAGUGUUUUUUCAAGACAGUUUCUUGAUUUAUGAUCAAAUAUUUGGUGCCAGAUUUCAUCAUAUUCUAGUGCCUAUUUUGCUUGUGCUGAAAAAAGUGGAACAUUGAUGAUUCUUGAAGUGAGCCUGCUGGGACCAUUUGGCUGGGCUACUGUUUAAAUAGCAACCAUAGUGGGUACCACCCUAAUUUGUAUUGCAUUAAAUUGACGUGUUAAAU
Molecule: messenger RNA, 3369 nt
Organism: Cynara cardunculus var. scolymus (artichoke)
Lineage: Eukaryota; Viridiplantae; Streptophyta; Magnoliopsida; Asterales; Asteraceae
Product: RNA-binding protein 28
Exons: 19
Coding region: 54-3053 (999 amino acids)
Molecular function (GO): RNA binding
Source: RefSeq, a predicted model, not a curated record